Messenger RNA from Caenorhabditis remanei, 1335 nucleotides. RefSeq lists its product as uncharacterized. Gene Ontology annotation, biological process: rRNA pseudouridine synthesis; snRNA pseudouridine synthesis; box H/ACA sno(s)RNA 3'-end processing. NCBI's taxonomy places the organism in Eukaryota, Metazoa, Nematoda, Chromadorea, Rhabditida, Rhabditidae. Bases 1 to 1335 code for a protein of 444 amino acids. Gene Ontology annotation, molecular function: pseudouridine synthase activity; RNA binding. Gene Ontology annotation, cellular component: box H/ACA snoRNP complex. The transcript has 4 exons. The record is from RefSeq and is a predicted model, not a curated record.
AUGGGCAAAAAAGACAAACGUUCUAAACUCGAAGGAGAUGAACUAGCUGAAGCUCAACAGAACGGAUCAUUCCAACUUCCUUCAUCGACUGAAAUAGCUAAGCUUGAUGCUUCUCAGUGGCCACUUCUUCUCAAGAACUAUGAUAAGCUCAACGUGCGCACUAACCACUAUACCCCCCAUGUAGAGGGAGUUUCGCCACUAAAACGUGACAUUAAAAACUACAUCUCAUCUGGUUUCUUCAAUCUGGACAAACCAUCGAAUCCUUCGUCUCACGAAGUGGUUUCCUGGAUUAAAAGAAUUCUUCGAUGCGAAAAAACAGGUCACAGUGGAACCCUCGAUCCAAAGGUUUCUGGAUGUUUGAUUGUUUGCAUUGAUCGUACCACUCGAUUGGCUAAGUCUCAACAAGGAGCUGGUAAAGAGUACAUCUGCAUCUUCAAACUUCACGAAGAGGUUGAGGAUGAUCGUAGAGUAAAACAAGCUCUUGAAAAACUCACCGGAGCAUUGUUCCAACGUCCACCACUGAUCUCGGCUGUCAAAAGACAGCUUCGUAUUCGUACUGUAUACGAGAAUAAGUUCAUCGAGUAUGAUCCAGCUCAGCAAAUGGGUAUUUUCAAUUGCAUUUGCGAGUCGGGAACAUACGUCCGUACUAUUUGUGUUCAUCUCGGUCUUAUUCUUGGAUGUGGAGGACAAAUGCAAGAACUUCGAAGAAACAGAUCUGGAAUUUGUGACGAGAAUGAAAACAUGGUCACCAUGCACGAUGUUCUUGACGCACAAUAUCUUUUAGACACGCAGAAGGAUGAGAGUUACAUGAGACACAUUGUUCGUCCAUUGGAGGCUCUUCUAACUCAACACAAGCGGGUUGUUGUCAAGGACAGUUGUGUCAAUGCGAUUUGCUAUGGUGCUAAAAUUCUGAUCCCAGGAGUUCUUCGUUAUGAUGAUGAUAUCGAAGUUGGAAAGGAGAUUGUGAUUAUGACUACAAAAGGAGAAGCCGUUUGCAUUGCUAUCGCUCAAAUGAGCACAUCCACUAUUGCGUCUGUCGAUCAUGGAAUUGUAGCCAAAUCAAAGCGCGUUAUCAUGGAACGUGAUGUCUAUGGAAGAAAGUGGGGAUUAGGACCAGUUGCAUCAAAGAAAAAACAGAUGGUAAAGGAUGGCCUCUUGGAUAAGUUCGGAAAGCCAAACGAUUCUACUCCAAAAUCGUGGGCCAAGGAGUACGUGCAGACCGACAAAAAAGCUGCCGUCAAAACCGAAGUAGUCGAAGAGGAGGAAGAUGUAGCACCGAAGAAGAAGGCGAAGAAGGCUGUAAAGGAAGAGUCGAGCAGCAGCGACAGCGAAUAA